AGAACAGAAAUUGUUUGACAUGUGUGCCGCUACUAUUUAUCAGCAAUUAACGCAGAGUAUAUAGCGUACAGUUAUUACAUACUGGCUGGGAGCGCUCUUUCAUAUAUGGAUUUUGUAGUAAUAAUUAAUGAAAGCUGUUACAUGAGCAGAUAUACUGACAUGAAUCGUAGCUGGGCUGUUCUAUAGCAGCCGUAUAGCGAUUAUUGACCACUAAAUCUCUGUGUUUGAACAGUCGAGAAUGAAAUAGGAUUGGAUUCAGUGGAAUCAAUAAAUUGACGUAUUUGCUCCAGAAAUUUCCAUCUUUUUUUCGUGCCCGGAAUAUCGAGCGUUCCCGGAGAUGGUUCAAUGUCAGUCAGACCUGAUGUCGCUGAUGUUGCAGGGAUGCGACGACUAUUGGGCAUGGAAUAAGCAAGAAAAGUUGCAUGAGGUGAAACUCAUCGGUAACCGACACCAGACGGCGCAUUUUCAUCCGAAGUGGUCCAACGGAACGGCGGCGGUCCGAGGGACGAGGUGCCUUAAUUAUGGGACGCAUUACUGGGAGAUCAGGGUGUCGCAGAGGCUUUUCGGGACGAGUAUGAUGUUUGGUGUCGGUACGAAAAACGCCUGCCUUCACGUGGACUCGUUUGUGAAUUUGAUAGGCGAAGACGAUCAUAGCUGGGGAAUUUCUCACAAAGGAAUCGCCUGGCACGACGGAAAAGGACGGAAUUUCACGAAGCCAUUUAGGGAAAACGAGGCUACGACUGUCGGGAUGCUGUUCGACUGGCAGAAGGGCACGCUGUCGUAUUUCAAGGACGGCGAGUCGUUAGGUGUCGCCUUUACGGGACUUAAUCGAGUGAACCAGGAACUCUAUCCGAUUGUGAGCUCCACCGCCGCCAAAACGGAAAUGACUUUGGGACGCCGUCGCCGGUUGUACCACAGUCUACAGGACAGAUGCCGUGCCGCCAUUGUGUCCAAAGUGCAGGAACCAAAAAAGAUAGACGCUCUGCCGAUUCCAAACAUAAUGAGAUCUUUUCUGAAGGAAACGCUGCGGUAACGUCAUCGACACUGUCGCUUACAUCGGCGGAUUGACCUGACGUAACUUUUUGGUAUUUGAAAAUAUUAACGUUUAGUUUGUGUAUUUAAUUUAAUAUUUUGUAGCUUUUUAGAUUAAAUUGGAAGAUAUUGGUAUUUUGAACAAUUUUCAAUUUCGUUCAUACGUUACGUCUCAAGCAUAACGGACUUUGGUGCAUUUUGUAAAUGUGUAUUGAUCGUCUUUCAUUUUGUAUUUAUUGUACUCUUCAGUGUGUAUGUUGAUGACAUUUUUAUGUAUAGUUUUUAAGUAAAAAUUAACCUUUAGAUUUUUCACUAUUUUCAAAUUCGUUAAAUAUUUGUAAUUUAUUUGUCCCACACAAAGGCUAGGCCGAUAAUUUAAACUAACCGUGAUUUAAGUAUUUCAAACGGUUUAUUUCAAAAUUCUCUUCCUCAGCUGUUUCCCUUUGUUUCUAUUGUGAGCAUUCUACGGAAAAUCGUUGCCAAGUUAUAGAAAUCAAUAUUUCUGUCCGAACAUCAGCUGUUAAUUCGAAUCUGCGGCCGUAAAGAUCAAUACGCGUCGUCUGCAUUAACAACAUUUCACGUCUGCUCUUUAGUGCGAUAUUGAUUUCGCAUCCAGAUGGCUGCCUAUUUUCUUUGCUGAUUAAUAUUUGAAUUAUAGAAAUGUUGUGAUAGUAUUUUUUUUAAACAUCUUUGAUAUCUUUCUGAAAAUUAUUUAAAACAUUUAUAUUUUACAAAUAACCUUAAAUUCGCGUUUUUAAUGAGAAUAUAUACGUCCUUUUGAUUUCCUAACUAUUGCAUUUUUUUACUGUAAGCUUUCGUCUAAAUAAUUUUGAAAGAAUAUCAUUUAGUGCUUUUAUUUAUGAUGUGUUUUUGACUAUCGUUGUGUCAUUUAUUUAUAUGCUUUGCCAAACGUUGCUUUAUGUCCGCUUUUAUAGUCUUGAUAACAACGGAUAUGAAUUUUUCUGCGCUGAAUGUUCCGUCCGUGGAUGAGAGUUCUAGUCAAUCUGUAAAUACCAUUGUCAAUAUUUCCAUGGUUACCAAAGUAGUUCUAGUGUAAAUAUGUAUUAUAGUACAGAAACGGUGCUAGUCGAUCAAACGAAACUGUCAACAUUUAUAGAUUGUGAAACCUUUACUAGUGUAUUAUUAGCUUUCACAAAUUAAAAGUUUCAAUAACAUUUACAGUUAACUUUUUUUUUUAAACAAUAGUAUAUUUUUUGUGGUUUAUAUUCAUUCGCGCAUAACAACAACCCGAAACCUUUCUUUUUAGUAAUUUGAUUUGUUUAGCCUGACUUUGCAUGUAGGAUGUACACAUUUAUUGAUGACUUAUUUAUUUGUGUAUUUUGUUUUGUUGUUGAUUUAUGCAUAUUUCAUGUCAACGGGCCGCUCCGUGCAAUAUCAGAUACUCCCGAUUGCUCUUCUGCACGUGAUCACGUGACCAGAGGACUUCCGGUGUAUCUUGUACAUACUAGUUGUAGUAUUAUUGUUGUAGUAGAAUAUUAUUCAUUCAUUCAUAAAUGAGUUCAUUCGUUCGUUCGUUCUUUCAUUUGUUCGUCCUCUCAUUGAUUAUUUCAUUCAUUCAUUCAAUCAUUCUUUCAUUAAUUUAUUAAUUUAUUCAUUCAUUCAUUCUUUCAUUUAUUCAUUCAUUCAUUCAUUGACGAUAUUCAUUCAUUCAUUCUUCAUUCAUGUGUUUCAUUCAUUCUCAUUCAUGUGCUUCAUUCAUGUGUUUCACUCAUUCAUUCAUUCUUAAUAAAUAGUGUUUUUUUUUAAUUCAUUUAUUCAGUCUCCAUUUAUUCAUUCUUCAUUUAUUCAUUCUUUAAUAAAUUAAUUAAUUAAUUUAUUUUUUCACUCAUUCAUUCAUUCUUUAUUCAUUUUUUAUUUAAUUCAAUUAUUGCUCUCUUCUUUCAUGUAUUUCAUUCAUUGAUUCUUCAGUAAUUCAUUUUUUCAUUAAUUCUUCGUUCAUGUUUUUCAUUAAUUCAUUCAUUCAUUUAUUUAAUAUCCAUUAAUUAAUUCAUUUACCUCAUGAAUAUGUUAUUUAUAAUAUUGUAUUGUAAUUAUCAAAUGAUUAUAUGUCUGUGCAAUCUAUGAACAUUUGUGUAGCUUGGAGGAAAAUAGUCUCGAACAUGUAUAGAGGAUUGUUUUGUGAAUAUGCUUGUAAUAUUGCUAAAAUUAUGUUUAAAAUUUACUUGUUGUAUUUGUCGUACAUUUUUAUAAUGGUUUAAGCUAAGAUUAUAAUUUGAUGAUUUUGUUAAGGCAAACAUAUAUCAUUAAAUAUAAAAUUUUGGGAUCACGGAAUAGAAAUCCAAUAAAAACGGUUCAGAAAUCCUUAAAAGACGCGUAUUUAAAAAAUUCGCUAGAGCGGAUUAGAAAUCCAAAUUCGAAUAUAGGCUAAACGGUUGUAUACAAUCGUAUAGUGAUUGUAUUUUUUCUUUCUUCUCGAAACGCUUCAAUAAUCGAUUAUUUCUCUAGUAGUUCACGACAAUGUUGCUUGCUCAAACAGAUAUUAGUAUAUAAUGUAAAUGUAAUAUAAAUAAAAAUGUUACAAUUAUUUAUUUGUAAAAAGCGUUUACAUAGAUUUUAUGACCAUUAACAGUAGAAUAUAGCUGUUUUGUGCAAUAAAAUUCUGUAAUAAAUGAAAACACGUAUUAAGUAAUGUAUUGAUAUUUGAUUUAUUAUACGACUAAAUGCGGUUCACGUGCAAUAUAUCCUAAAGUGUAUUAUUGUUAUAAAAAACAUGAACGGUCGUGAGAGAUUGGGAAAUAUGGUCAGUUGCAGCCUCUUAGCUAGGUGUUGUGUGUAACCGUACUUAAGAAUAUUUGUAAGUGUGAAAACGUCGCGAGCUUAUGAUCAACUACAUGUUUUUUAGUUUAAUAUUUGUGUAUUAUUUAUUUAUGUAUUUUGUACGUGAUUUAAAAAAUAAAAUUGCCAAAAAGUGA
This is a messenger RNA of Dreissena polymorpha, 3965 nucleotides long. Its product is annotated as SPRY domain-containing SOCS box protein 3-like. Gene Ontology annotation, molecular function: protein binding. NCBI's taxonomy places the organism in Eukaryota, Metazoa, Mollusca, Bivalvia, Myida, Dreissenidae. Gene Ontology annotation, biological process: proteasome-mediated ubiquitin-dependent protein catabolic process; intracellular signal transduction. The coding region runs from base 338 to 1033 and encodes 231 amino acids. The transcript has a single exon. Gene Ontology annotation, cellular component: SCF ubiquitin ligase complex. The record is from RefSeq and is a predicted model, not a curated record.